UUUUGGGAUUUUUUGUUUUUGCGCCCUUUAUUUUUUCAGCUGUUUUGUGUGUCUCUUGAGCAAUUUCUAUGCCGAUCUUAGUAAAAACUGGUGUAAAUGAAAAUGGAACCCCCGAAUGGGGUUUCAUUGAGUUACAAGGAGAUUUGGAGGUGCGUGGAGAACAAUCAAUGGCUGGGCAAUUUAUUGGGGAUCUCUACUACACAAAAUACGGUCAACCGAUUCUCAUAAUUGGUCAUCAUAUUCUCCAUGGACGAGAAGUGACCAUGGAAAAACCAUUUGCCGUCCUGCAGAAAGUGGUUCAACACCAAAAUGAUGAAGAACCCGAUGAACAAAACAUGGAAAUUGAUGUGAAUCAGAGUAUUUCCGAUAGUCAAGUUCUUGAUGCAACUGUUGCCAUUGAGAAUAAGUCAAAGCACAAAACAGAAUACAUUGUGAAGGCAAUUGUAAAGAAAAAACUCAUUUUCCGCGCUAGACCUAAACCAAUUAUUGCAAAUAUGGCUAAGAAAUGAAAUAAAUUUAUUUUUUCUUUA
Molecule: messenger RNA, 530 nt
Organism: Lutzomyia longipalpis
Lineage: Eukaryota; Metazoa; Arthropoda; Insecta; Diptera; Psychodidae
Product: chromosome transmission fidelity protein 8 homolog
Exons: 3
Coding region: 69-509 (146 amino acids)
Biological process (GO): mitotic sister chromatid cohesion
Cellular component (GO): Ctf18 RFC-like complex
Source: RefSeq, a predicted model, not a curated record